Dromiciops gliroides (monito del monte) is the source of this 2141-nucleotide messenger RNA. RefSeq names its product docking protein 7 (gene DOK7). Gene Ontology annotation, molecular function: protein kinase binding. The transcript has 10 exons. The record is from RefSeq and is a predicted model, not a curated record. Bases 83 to 2005 code for a protein of 640 amino acids. Gene Ontology annotation, biological process: positive regulation of protein tyrosine kinase activity; neuromuscular junction development. NCBI's taxonomy places the organism in Eukaryota, Metazoa, Chordata, Mammalia, Microbiotheria, Microbiotheriidae.
CUGCCCGAGCGCCCAGAGGGGGAGAGCUCGAGGAGGGAGAGGCCGGAGCUGAGGGCGCAGCUGUUUGGAACCAUGACUGAAGAUGACGGAUUCGGUGGUGGUGGAGGGUCAGGUCAAAUUGAGAGAUGGAAAAAAGUGGAAAACUAGGUGGCUGGUGUUGCGCAAGCCCUCCCCGGUAGCAGACUGCCUGUUGAUGUUGGUGUACAAGGACAAAUCUGAGAGAGCCAAGGGUUACAAGGAGAGGAGCAGUGUGACUCUGGAGGACAUCUGUGGCCUUGAUCCUGGUCUCCCCUACGAGGGAUUGACUCAUACUCUAGCCAUCAUUUGCCUGUCCCAGGCUGUGAUGCUGGGUUUUGAAAACAAGGACACAAUGUAUGCCUGGGAUAUCCGAAUCCGUUACUCUUUGGGGGAAGUCCACAGGUUUCAUGUGGCUGUGGCACCGGGCACCAAGCUAGAAAGUGGACUGGCUACCCUUCAUCUCUGCAAUGAUAUUCUGGUGCUGGCUAAAGACAUUCCUCCCACUGUCAUGGGUCAGUGGAAGUUGUCGGAUCUGCGGCGUUAUGGGGCCGUGCCAAAUGGCUUCAUCUUCGAAGGCGGGACCAGGUGUGGGUACUGGGCUGGUGUCUUUUUCCUUUCUUGUGCUGAAGGGGAGCAGAUCAGCUUUCUUUUCGACUGUAUCGUCCGGGGCAUCUCCCCCACAAAAGGCCCCUUUGGCCUGCGUCCCGUCCUCCCAGAUCCAAAUACAAACCCAUCAUCCAUGGAAGAGAGAGUGGCCCAUGAAGCUCUACAGUUAGAGAAGAGGCUCAGCCUUCUUUCACAUUCGGGUCGUCCUGGAAGUGGAGGAGAUGACCGGAGUUUGUCCAGCUCUUCGUCAGACACCAGCCACUCAGACGCCAGUGCUGGGAGCCGGCUCACUCUCUGGCCCGAGCAGUCCUCGGCCAGCACCUCCCAGGAGAGUCAUGGGCCGGCAGCUGCAAAAUCUCUCCACCUUGGGGAAGACAAGGCCCGUGCGGAGGCUGCUCAUGGUGCCACCAAGCCACUGCCCAAACCUCUCCGGUCCAGACAGCUCCAGGAGAUUGGCCGCCAGAGUUCUUCUGACAGCGGAAUAGCCACGGGCAGUCAUUCUUCCUACUCUGGCAGCUUCUCCUCCUAUGCUGGGAGCCUGGACAUCUGCCAUGGUGAUGAGUUUGGUUCUCUGCUCAGCUUGCCAUUGAACUUUGCUUCAGAACAGAGUUUGUGCACUUGCCAACCCAGUGAGCCUCACAGGGUCCCAGAGUAUCAGGUGCCCAGCUCUUUCCGACAUCUCUACGACACACCCAGGAGUAUAUUGCAAACAGCUUCGAAGGACGUUCAGCAGGGUGGUGGUGUGGAUUCCAAGGACCAGGCCCCGGGCCCUCAACAGGCCAGCGAUCCCAAAGCAACACCAGCCCCACUCUCAGAGGCAGGAGCUGCCUCUGAGCCUGACCAAGACUUGGGGGGCCCUACCGCCUCUCUUGCUGAAGGCACCAAAGACUUGGGUGAUGAGACUUAUGCAGAUUUUCUUUCCAGGUGGUCAGGCAUCAAACCUCCAGGACAGGUGUUAGAAUCCCAAAGUAGUGAGUCGGUUUCACCUAGUGGAAUGUCCGCUGAGCCUUGUGAAAUGUGUAGCCCCCGCCCCGGGGCUCCGAGAGCUUUCUUUACAUCAUGCCCAGUCUGUGGUGGACUCAAGGGAGCAGCUCUUUUUCCUCUGAGAAUCUUCCCAGCACCCUCAGGAGAAAGAUCACGCAGUGAGACUCCUACCUAUGUGAAUAUUCCUGUCAGUCCCACUUCCAAGAAGCAGCUUCACUACAUGGAAUUGGAGCUUCAGGAACCUGGUCCGGGAAUAAGAGGGGCUGGAGCCAGCCGGUAUGCCCAGAUUGACAUCACUGCCACGGAGACGGCGCACAAAGUGGGCGCUCAGCACGCACAAACCCGCGAAGAGCGUCUGCAGGAGCUAGAGCAGAAGUCAAAGGGGGCCCAUCAGUGACCAGCCCGUGGAGAGCCAGCCUUGCUGGGCCAGGGCGCUUCUGGGCCAGCUCUACGUUCUCACCUCCAGGGCUUGCCUCCUUCAGGUCCAGCUGCAGCACCUUGCUGUCACAUCAGGUGCCUCCUGGAGACCUCAU